CCGCAACAAAGAGUAUCCGAAGAUGCGCGAACGGGUUUUGCGCGCGCUAAAAAAACGCGACAAGGAAACUCCAAUAGCGGAGAAGGUGGAGCACAGCAUCAGUGUGGCAGCCGGCGCGCUCCCGCAAUGCCUCGAUGAUGUUGAGGGUGUUGGCACUUUUCCGGUUUCAUUUGUGGAAUUUUUACGCGUGUUCGAUCGAUCUAUUGGUGAUGGAGACUACUUUUUUGAGGACCAGGUAGACGUCCAGACAGGAACAGGACGAGAAAAGGAGGAAAGCUCGUCUACUACUGGCGGGUCGAUACUCUACCUCAUGGAUCGGCUGCAGAUCGGGAAGAGCCCAGCGGGG
Molecule: messenger RNA, 346 nt
Organism: Amoebophrya sp. A120
Lineage: Eukaryota; Dinophyceae; Syndiniales; Amoebophryaceae
Source: the annotation of a GenBank genome assembly